This is a messenger RNA of Bombyx mandarina (wild silkworm), 753 nucleotides long. RefSeq names its product transmembrane reductase CYB561D2. The record is from RefSeq and is a predicted model, not a curated record. NCBI's taxonomy places the organism in Eukaryota, Metazoa, Arthropoda, Insecta, Lepidoptera, Bombycidae. Gene Ontology annotation, molecular function: transmembrane monodehydroascorbate reductase activity.
AUGCCGCCAAAUAUUAUCGACCCGCCAAUUCAAGCUGAUCCAGAAUUUGCUGCUGCCAAACCAGCAAUUUCACACGCCAUCCCAGAUAAUGUUGUGGAAGAAAAUGAUAAUUUAAAAAUAUUCCAGUCUUCGUUAAGUUUAAUAGCUCACAUACUAAUUGGUGUAGUUACUGGAAUCUCAAUUCUAUUUUCAUUGCGGAAUGGACUUCCUAUAGGUGCCACGCCACUUCAUAUUAUACUUUGUGUCAUUGGGUAUCAACUGCUCAUGGCCCAAGCCAUUAUAAUUCUGUCAUCGGAAAGUGGGUGGUCAUCACGACUCAAAUUAGUUCACAAAAGAAGAAUUCAUUGGAUCGUACAAAUCGUUGGAUCUGUUCUUGCUAUUGUUGGGAGUUUCAUUAAAAUCCUAGACAAAAAUAUACACUGGAACACAUACCACGGACAAUUCGCGCUCGUUGCUAUGGUUUUUACGGCCGUCAGUUUGGUAAACGGAUUGACAUCUUUGUACGCAUAUGAACUAAGGAAGUUCCUGCCAAGCAAUCUAUCCAAACUGAGUCACAUUUGUUUCGGAACAGUCGCCUUUGCUGCUUCUUCCAUUAGCCUAUGCUAUGGUUUCGAUAAAAGCUUCUUCAUAAAUUGGGCCACUCUUGAAUUCACUUAUACUAUAAUCGCUUUUACUGCGGCAUUCACAUUUAUCAUCAUAAUCAAUCCUUUCAUAACUUUCUAUCGUAAAUCAAGGAGCAUUAUCACCAGUUAG